AUGCAGCAGAAAUGGAAGGCCAUCGGCAAGGAUGUCCCUUGGGCUCUUGUCUUUGGUGUUCCUACCGCUGCUAUCAUGAUAUCCAGUAUGCCCCUGCCCGAUGGAUGCACUGAAGCUGUUUACAUUGAAGCUACGACGGACCAUGCGAUCGAUGUGGCGAAUUGCUGGUUCGGAUAUGUGCUCCCAGGUGACACUCACACUUGCCUUCUCUACAAGGACAACAAGAUUACCUACCGCAACAAAGCCAUUCUACCAGUCUCCAACUGCGGUCGCCUCACUAAUGAGACGACUACAUCAGCAGAGUUUAGCCAGAAUAUUGAUAACCUGGUCUUAAAUCACAAGGCUGGUUACACUAUCCAUCGGCUUGUGCUAGUCGGCGAGGACUGA
Messenger RNA from Penicillium antarcticum, 387 nucleotides. Its product is annotated as UbiD family decarboxylase. Gene Ontology annotation, biological process: cinnamic acid catabolic process; ferulate metabolic process. The transcript has 3 exons. The record is from RefSeq and is a predicted model, not a curated record. Gene Ontology annotation, molecular function: carboxy-lyase activity. The coding region runs from base 1 to 387 and encodes 128 amino acids. NCBI's taxonomy places the organism in Eukaryota, Fungi, Ascomycota, Eurotiomycetes, Eurotiales, Aspergillaceae. Gene Ontology annotation, cellular component: cytoplasm.